CCAACAGGUCGAGCACAUCGAUCGAGAAGCAAAUCCCCCAAAGAAACCAAAACCACAAAUCCCCCAAGCAAGAUGUGGCAACUGACAUGGGCCUUUGCCUUGGCUUUCCUUUUGGUGGGUGGUGAGGCCAAGCCCUCACAAUUCUUCAAUCAUCACUUCAACCACUUUGAUCCUCAUCAUGUGAAUCACUUUGAUCCUCAUCAUGUGAACCACUUUGAUGGGCAUCAUCUGGAUUCUCUACAUGCUCUGCCACACCACUUGGAUUACGCAGUGCAGGAAUCAGUUCUUCCUCCGCCGGCUCCUUUGCUUCCUGCGGUGGCACCACCACCUGCAUUUGCUCCUGCUCCUCCAGUCUAUGGUCCUGCACCACCAGUUUAUGGACCACCGGCUCCUGUAUUGGCACCAGCACCACCUGUAUAUUCUCCUGCUCCUCUUUUACCCGCUCCUGCACCACUUUUACCCGCUCCUGCACCCCUUUUGCCCGCCUCGGCACCAUUUUUACCCGCUCCACAGCUUUUACCAGCUCCUGCUCCUCUUUUACCAGCAACUGGUCCCUCCUUCCUACCCGCUGCUGCACCACUUCUGCCAGAGUUCCAUGUGCCCAGUGUCACCCACCAAGUACUGCCACCCAUCUUGGAGGCGGUGCCCUUUGCACCCACCUAUAGAGCCAUCCCCGGACCCAAAACCACCACCCACCGCGUGUCCAUCGGGUAUGCAUUCCCCAAACUGCUGGCCGCACCACACGCCCACCUGAAAGCCCUGCCCCUGAAGUUAGCCCACCACCAUCACCACUCGUUGUUCUAGGACAAGGAUGAAUACCAUUAGGAUGAUGGAAGCCUCACCAAAGAGUCAUCAAAGUCAGCUAGUAAAUGUUAAUCUACAAGUAUACCUGCUAAUUACAAUAAUUU
Messenger RNA from Drosophila rhopaloa, 908 nucleotides. Its product is annotated as extensin. The transcript is spliced from 2 exons. Lineage: Eukaryota; Metazoa; Arthropoda; Insecta; Diptera; Drosophilidae. The record is from RefSeq and is a predicted model, not a curated record. The coding region runs from base 73 to 804 and encodes 243 amino acids.